AUGACAGUUAGGCACGUCUCCGACAGAGAAAGGAGCAGGGUGGCACGGGAGAGUUUACAGUACGAUCACUUUCUCAAUAUUCCAUUACCAACAGUCUUAGUACCUUUUCUCACAGAUCAGCAACCUCAAACACUGACCAACAUUUCCAAAGAACUUGAUUUCCAAGCCAUCCUUUUUGCCAAAGGAGAAGAAAAAGCAUCCAGAGAGGCUGCGCUGCUUAAGAAGAGACCUAAGACAAGCCCUGGCGGCCUCGGGGGAGGUGGGAGGUGGUGUGUGCAGCCUGUCCGGCGUGCUUUUGUGCACAGAGUUGGCGCCGGAGCAGCGGAGUCUCCGGUCCCGGCCAGACAAUGCGCGUCUGGACAGCGGCGGCCGGUACACAGGGGCCCCUUGGCCUUAGCGUCGGGCCUGACCCCGGGGCCGCCGCCGGCGGGUGCAGAUGCGAACCGGCUUUCUCCCCUCCGGCCGCCCCGACUCCGGCGGGUCCGCGCCGGCCCGCGCGUGUUUGCAAACGGCUUCAUUGACUUCUCCAGUAUUCGUCUGCUGGCGUUGGCUUUGGAGACAUCGAAGGGGAGACUCGUGGGGCAAAGGCCUGCCGCCUCCGGAGGGUUGGCUCCCCACACACGCGUCCAAGCCGUCCGGCUGAUUAUUUUUCCAGAGGAGGCGGAGAGUCUCCAGCUUCCUGAAAAUCUACUGUUUUAA
Rangifer tarandus platyrhynchus (Svalbard reindeer) is the source of this 699-nucleotide messenger RNA. Lineage: Eukaryota; Metazoa; Chordata; Mammalia; Artiodactyla; Cervidae. The record is from the annotation of a GenBank genome assembly.